AGAAAUAGACAGGAAUUUUGUUUGCCACAAGAUAGCGUUUAUUUAGCAAAUUUUAAAAAGAAACUUAUAGCGGAAGUCUUUGGGGAUUUCCAUGUAUGUGUAACUGAAUAAAUUAAUGAAAAAGAAGAGUCAGUUAGAAGAAAAACGAGUUUCGCGGGCAAUUAUUUGUUUCCAUUUCACAAGGCAAAACAGAAGGCCGUGAGCAAAUUCUUCUCUCAAGAUCCGUGUUCAAUGCAAUACAUUUUUUUCUUUUUUUAACUCUAAUUAACUCGCCUUUUUGCUUUCUUUUCCUUUCAUUUCGCUAUAAUCUUUAAUUUUUCUCUGUUUUUUGGGUUCUUGUUUGUACUCAUUUGCAAGUCACAAUCCACUCAAAAUUAUUGUGUCGUAUUUUGAUCGUCACUGUGCUUUUCGGCUUUGGCGAACUUCCCGGUCUCAUUCUGAUAAUGUACUAGAGCAAGUGUAUCAGUAUUGUUGAGGAUUUACUACUUUUACUGUUACAAAUUGUUCAAUGAUCACCCUAACCAGAUUCAAAAUUCCAUUGCAUUAAUGAAAUGUGAUGAGUGAUUUUUGAUUUAAUUGGUGAGUGAUGAAUAACGUGUCUACGAAGAACCAAUGCUUGGCAAAUUUGGGUGUUUGAACAAGUGAGAAUUAGUUUGUAGAGUUCAGAAUUCGAGGGUGAUGGAUUCUGUAUCAAAUGCAUCACCAAAGUCUUCUCCAAUGCGGAUUGCAGUGAAUACAAGAUCUGCAAACUCUUCGAGAUCACCAAAAUCUCCCAAGUCUCCAAGGUCAUAUCCAAUGCCGAUCCCAGUGAAUACAAUAUCUGCAAACUCUCCAAGAUCACCAAAAUCUCCUAUUUCUCCAAAGUCACCUGGGAAAUCUUUUACAGGCAAAGGGAGUCCAAGCAAGGGGAGCCUACUUAAAAAUGAGAGACAUUCACAUUCUCCAAAAGAUGGCCGUCCUAAAAAAGGUGGCUCAGGUGGUAAAGGGACAUGGGGAGGACUGCUUGAUACCGAUAAUAACAAUUUUGUUGAUCCAAAUGACCCAAAUUAUGACAGUGAGGAAUGUGAUGACAAAACCGUGAGAAACUUGACCAUAGAUUUUGACGAGUACAGGAAAAAGGUUAUGAUAAUAGUGGAGGAAUAUUUUGCAACCGAUGAUGUUGUUUCAACUUUCAAUGAAUUGAAAGAACUUGGAAAGCCUAGUUAUAACUACUAUUUUGUGAAAAAACUCGUCUCUAUGGCUAUGGAUAGGCAUGACAAAGAGAAGGAAAUGGCUGCUGUUCUUUUAUCUGCUCUUUAUUCAAACAUUUUUGAUCCAUCACAAGUUUAUGAAGGGUUUACCAAAUUAGUGGAGUCUGCAGAUGAUUUAAUUGUAGAUAUACCUGAUGCUGUCGAUAUUCUUGCGUUGUUCAUAGCUCGGGCUGUGGUUGAUGACAUACUUCCACCUGCAUUUUUAAAGAAUGAGAUGGCUUCUUUACCAGAAGAUUCUAAGGGUCUUGACGUUCUUAAAAGAGCUGAGAAAGGCUAUCUAGCAGCCCCUCUUCAUGCAGAAGUUAUCGAGCGACGAUGGGGUGGAAGCAAGAAUAAAACAGUUGAGGAUGUGAAGACUAAGAUUAACAACUUGCUAGUAGAAUAUGUAGGGAGUGGCGACAAAAAAGAGGCUUGCAGAUGCAUCAAGGAUUUAAAAGUUCCGUUUUUCCAUCAUGAAGUGAUUAAAAGAGCUCUUAUAAUGGCCAUGGAAAGGACACAAGCUGAAGGUCGGCUUCUAGAUCUGCUAAAAGAUGCUGCUGAACAAGGAUUAAUCAAUACGAGCCAAAUAACGAAAGGAUUUACCCGGAUUAUCGAUGCUGUGGAUGAUUUGACACUUGACAUCCCAAAUGCUCGAGAGAUACUGCAGUCUUUAAUUUCGAAAGCUGCAUCGGAGGGUUGGUUGUGUGCUUCAUCAUUGAGGCCUGUCUCAAUAGGACCAGCUAAACCACCUUUAGAAGAUAAUGCUACUAAAAUUUUCAAGACAAAAGCUCAAUCCAUUAUACAAGAAUAUUUCUUGUCUGGUGAUAUUUCAGAGGUUAGUAGCUGUCUUGAAUCCGAAAACAGUAAUAGCUCUGCUGAAUUGAAUGCUAUCUUUGUCAAAAGAUUAAUAACACUUGCAAUGGAUCGAAAAAAUAGGGAAAAGGAAAUGGCUUCUGUUUUGCUGUCAUCUUUAUGUUUCCCAGUAGAUGAUGUUGUAAAAGGAUUCAUUAUGUUGAUAGAAUCCGCAGAUGACACAGCUUUAGAUAAUCCGGUUGUUGUUGAGGAUCUCGCUAUGUUUUUAUCCAGAGCAGUGGUGGAUGAAGUAUUAGCUCCGCAACAACUAGGGGAAAUCGAAAGCCAGUUUUUGGGGGUAGAGUCAAUAGGAAGCAAAGUCCUUCAAAUGGCUAAGUCGUUACUAAAGGCUCGACUUUCCGGUGAGCGAAUCCUGAGAUGUUGGGGUGGUUCAGGAAGAAGCAAACCUGGAUGGGCCGUCGAGGACGUCAAGGAUAAAAUUGGGAGGUUACUAGAAGAGUACGAAUCCGGAGGGGAUAUAAGAGAAGCGUGUCGCUGCAUAAAAGAAUUAGGCAUGUCGUUUUUUCAUCACGAGGUAGUUAAGAAAGCAAUGGUGAUAAUCAUUGAGAAGAAGAGUGAAAGAAUGUGGUCAUUACUUGAUCAGAGUUUCAGUUCGGGACUUAUAACCUCAUAUCAGAUGAUGAAAGGUUUUGAAAGAGUUGCAGAAUCUCUUGAGGAUUUGUCUUUGGAUGUGCCUGAUGCUCACAGACAAUUUAUACAUUUUGUUGACAGAGCUAAGGUUGCAGGCUGGUUGGAUUCUUCAUUUUCUUAUCACAUAUCAGGAAAUGGAAUCUGUUAAUAAUACAUGUAAGCUCAUAAUUUGUUCGAUAUCCCGUCGAAAGUCCGACAGAUCUACGGGCGGUUAAAACUAUUUUGACAUAUAGUAAUAUUUUUUUAUUCAUAAAACUCGUAUAUGAGAUUUUACUUGUAGAACAAAAUUGUAAGGUGAUUUUUUGUUUAAUUAAUAAGUGAUUCAAUGAAA
Messenger RNA from Mercurialis annua (annual mercury), 3063 nucleotides. Its product is annotated as MA3 DOMAIN-CONTAINING TRANSLATION REGULATORY FACTOR 2. Gene Ontology annotation, biological process: negative regulation of DNA-templated transcription. The transcript is spliced from 4 exons. Bases 679 to 2880 code for a protein of 733 amino acids. NCBI's taxonomy places the organism in Eukaryota, Viridiplantae, Streptophyta, Magnoliopsida, Malpighiales, Euphorbiaceae. The record is from RefSeq and is a predicted model, not a curated record.